AUGCCAAUUAUUGUGCAAUAUUGGAAGAAUUUAGGGAUAAGAACAUAUCUGAUGAUCACUUUGAAGGAGGGAGAGAGAAUUGAGGACGAUGAGGCCGCUAAGAAAGUUGUCGAAUUUGUCGAGGGGCAAGGGGUAAGCACAAGACAAAAAAUAAUGUAUACUAAUGUAUACCCAACGUUUUUAGCUUGCACUUUGUAGAAUUAACUUGAAAAACUCUGAAAUUUUUAAAUCCUAUGCACUUUUAAGGAUUAAACUACGCAAUUUUUCUAAAAAAUCAUUGUUUUCAACAGCAUGACGUUAGUCAAACCUUGUAGUUCCCACUUUAAGACCAUGUAUGUAGUGUUCAAAGCUGAACAAAAGAGCUUCUUUUCAGGCUGCAAUCGCCUAUUUCCAAAGCAAGAAGAUAAAGUCCGGCCAAUUCGCCCAAACUCUCCGCUGUUUUGCCGCUGGCACUGAAUUCGCUCACACCCUGGACCCCAACAAUACCAUAUUCAUCACGAGCGAUGUUGAUUUCUUCCCGAGUAAGACCGAAUUUCAUGUCCCCAAUCUCAUGAAGGGCGAGGAAAUUUUGUUCUAUGACAAAAGUUGCUGUGGAAACAUCAAUUGGAAGGAUGUGAAGUUCGAGAUGUACAUCAUGAUUACAAUUGCAAUGACAUUAAAUAGAUGGAGGGAAACUAUGGGUAAGGCGUACGGAGAUCACGAUGAUAUUGUUCUAGGACUGUCUCAUGUGGUCCCAGUCGACAGCGACUUUGUGGAGGACUAUAUAAACCAAACUUUCGACGGGGAAGUGGGGAAAAUGGACCAAUGGGGACAAUGGUUCUUGGACCAGAAAUUCUUUGGCCUCAAAUUUUGGCAAUGGAAGAAAACACAUAGAAAAGAGUGAGUAAUAUCGUAAGACGGUUGGCGAAUGAAGUGCGCAAUCAAGUUGCGCCAAGGCCACAUAUCAAUUCCUAAAAAUACAAGGCCUUGCAAGGUUUGCUUUUCGGGAACGGAGGAGACUUCAACGUUCUUUAUAAACGGGUGCUCAAUGCGUAGAGCUUUGUGAGACAAAAAUUAUUAACUAAUAAUUAGUUAGCAAGUAGUAGUACUUUUUAUAACGUUCUUUCCCUUUACUAAUAAUUUUCACCCCUCCGCCAUGCCUCCAACCAAUUGCAACCUAUUCAUAGGUUUGGUGCUCCUUUCACAAUACGUGGGCAGUUCUGGAAAAUUUAAAGAUUAAAAUCUCUUUAAUAUCGAGAAUUCAGAUGUCAUCAUUGUGAUUUCGCAAACGUAGCAUCAACAGAUUUCGCCCGCUUAUGCAAAUCCUCUUUCAUAAACUUGCAGGCAUCACUUUUGUUGCCCACGGCGAAGCCAGAGACUCGCGAAAACAUCAUGAAACUUUACAUAUCAUUAUAAAAGACACCAUUCUGUAAAAAAACACAAAGAGUUCUUUCAGAUACCAUCGAAUCAUCCGCAACAUCGAUCGCCGCGGCCAACCUCGUCUGGAGAGGAAAUGGUGGCCAAAAGAUGAGGAGUUGGAGAAGAUAGAUGACAUCUGGAAGACAUACGAAAGCGCCCACAUUACUCCAGGGAUUUUCUUGGACAACGUUUGGGCCAAAAAUCUCGUAUUUUAUAAGAAAAUAUUCCCGGAGAGUCAAGUCCAGCAGUUUUCGGAAUUCCGAGAUUCUCUGCUCCCAUUGAUGAACAUCACGGAGACCAUGCAGCGACAUUAUCAUCCAGAACAGAACGAUCAAUAUUGGAACAAAACUUUCGCUCAGAAGGGAAUGCUGGGCGACGGAAGGUCAGUACAACAACAUGGAAAAAUCUAG
Messenger RNA from Bursaphelenchus xylophilus (pine wood nematode), 1808 nucleotides. The record is from the annotation of a GenBank genome assembly. NCBI's taxonomy places the organism in Eukaryota, Metazoa, Nematoda, Chromadorea, Rhabditida, Aphelenchoididae.